Messenger RNA from Ilex paraguariensis (yerba mate), 583 nucleotides. Lineage: Eukaryota; Viridiplantae; Streptophyta; Magnoliopsida; Aquifoliales; Aquifoliaceae. The record is from the annotation of a GenBank genome assembly.
UGUCAUAUGGACAAACAGUGGAUACACAAAAAGGAGUCGCAUUGUUUGGUCGAGCCUGCAUUGGGUGUCAUGAUGGAGGCGGAAACAUAAUACUACCAGGUGCAACACUCUUUCUGAAGGAUCUACGAAGCAAUGGAGUAGAUACAGAAGAGGAGAUAUACCGCGUGACAUACUAUGGCAAGGGAAGAAUGCCAGGUUUUGGUGAGAACUGUACACCAAAGGGUCAAUGCACAUUUGGUCCCCGUCUAAAAGAAGAUGAGAUUAAACUCUUGGCAGAGUUUGUGAAGGCACAGGCUGACCAAGGUUGGCAAAACGUAGGAAAUUAUGGAGAUUGAUUCCGGUGAAAAAGAUUCAUUGCAAUUGCUUCAAUUAGCUACUCUGCUAAUUCAUUCUAGGCAAUGUUUGUGUUAGUCACUAUACCAACCUGUGGAACAGAAGCAUUCCGUGAACAUUGAUUUAUGAGUUAAAUUACACAUUGACCCCUAGAACUAUGGCCUCGAUCUCGCUUUACCCUCUCAGUAUUAAGUUUCUCACAUGGCCUGCAACUAUUUGAAUUGGUUUUACUUCAAUAGUAAACAUCCUG